This is a messenger RNA of Geodia barretti, 1176 nucleotides long. NCBI's taxonomy places the organism in Eukaryota, Metazoa, Porifera, Demospongiae, Tetractinellida, Geodiidae. The record is from the annotation of a GenBank genome assembly.
AUGAACCCACGAAACGGAAAGAGCGGCUUGAAUCGGCGCCAUUUCCUCGCAUCCGCGGCUGCGGCGACAACGGCGAUAUCGGCGCUGUCGGCGCCGGCGGUGCUGGCCGAGGGCCGCCCCCGCGUCGUGGUCGUGGGCGGCGGUGCAGGCGGUGCAACGGCUGCGCGCUACAUCGCCAAGGAUUCGAAGGGUGCUGUGGAUGUAACGCUCGUGGAACCGAGCCGCGCCUACUACACCUGCUUCUUUUCGAACCUCUAUAUCGGCGGCUUCCGCGACUGGACGUCGAUCGGGCACAGCUACGGCGCGCUGGCCGCAAAUCACGGGAUCAACGUCGUGCACGACUGGGCGGUCUCCAUCGACCGCGACAAGCGGAGCGUGGGGCUCGCGGGCGGGGCCAGCCUCGCUUACGACCGCCUCGUCCUGUCGCCGGGCAUCGACUUCCGGCCGGGGUCCGUUCCCGGAUGGGACCUGUCGCAGCAGAACCGCAUGCCGCACGCCUACAAGGCCGGCUCGCAGACCCAGCUUCUCAAGGCGCAGAUCGAGGCCAUGCCGCAGGGCGGCACCUAUUGCAUGGUGGCCCCGCCGAACCCGUUCCGCUGCCCGCCGGGGCCCUACGAGCGGAUCUCGAUGGUGGCCCAUGUCCUGAAGCAGGCCAAUCCGACGGCGAAGAUCCUGAUCGUCGAUCCCAAGGAGAAGUUCUCCAAGCAGGGGUUGUUCGAGGACGGCUGGCAGCGCCACUACCCCGGCAUGCAGGCGGGGCGCAUCGCAGCGCUUGCGGACAUCACCGACGAGUCCGGCUGGGCGCCGAUCGUGCCGCACACCAUGCAGAGCCGGGCGGACGACAAUAUCCAUGUGCUGGGCGACGCCGCGCUGCAGGGCGACAUGCCGAAGUCGGGCUUCUCGGCCAACAGCCAGGCGAAGGUCUGCGCCAUGGCGGUGCGCGGGGCGCUCACCGGGUCCACGGUGUUCCCGCCGCGCUACUCCAACACAUGCUGGUCGCUCAUCGGCACCGAUGACGGCGUCAAGGUCGGUGCCUCCUACGAAGCGACCGACGAGAAGAUUGCCAAGACCGACGGCUUCAUUUCCCAGACCGGGGAAAGCGCGGAGCUGCGCAAGGCGACCUACGGAGAAUCGCUCGGCUGGUACGCCGCCAUCACCGGGGACAUGUUCAGCUGA